AUGUCAGUGUGUGAUUUGCAGAAAAAAACACAUUUAUAAAAACUAGUUAAAUAGUUAUUACAGAAUCAAGACUCAAAGGGGCAUAAUAUGCCAUUAAAAUGCCCAUCCUGGUUUCCAUACCCCUAUAAAUUUGUCAAUCUUGAGUUUGCAAAUAUUAUUGCCAAAUAACUAACAAAUAUGUUUGUGUGUGUGAUUUUUAUGGAGUUUUAAAUUUAAAUAUCUUGCUGGAAAGGUCACAAUCAGUUUGGAGUUGAGGCAGGCAAUGAAAAAACCGCCCCGAAAAAUUGAUUUCUUCAGGGUGUACAUGUAUAGUAAUGCGUUUGUAUUGGUAACUUCCGGGAGAUAACUUUGUUUAUAAUCGGCUGUUCCAAAAGUUAUUAAAAGAUUACAAUACUUUCGCUUGUUUUUUUUUUUAGCUUGUCCGAUAAGUCGCUGUUUUGACUCGAAACGUUUUGUUCCAUCAUUUUUGAGUCAUAAUUAUUUUUUGUCUGACCCCGUGCAAUCUCCACUUCAGUGCCUAUAUAUAUAUACAAUAAUGGACUUUGUCUGGCCGUUCGACGUGGCGUAUGAUUAAUCUAGGGAGAACGCUUGUUAUAUUUGAUCCAUUCUCAUAACCAUUCUACGCUUUAAGUUAGUCAACAAUAACAUUUUGUGCCGGACAGUUGAAAGUGCUCUACGAUUAAAUUGGAUCACAAACACUUAUUUAUACUCACCACUCAGGACGAAACACAAAGGGACUAGAACACAAAGUGCUGAGAAAGUGUUUAGAUACCUAAGCUGGUUGCCUAAAUCUUUUGUUAUUUUGUCCUUGAAUGAAGGACUAAAAAGUGAACAAAUUCAGGUAGUUUAUACCUACAUUUGGAGACAUUUUCAAAAGUCUACACUUAGGACUUCCUAUAAAAUAAAAAGGAUAUUACUUUGGGUAUUCAGUUCUUUUAAACACUUUGUAAUAUGCGUUUCUGUGCCAUACUAAUAUCGCUAACUCUAUUGAGUCUCGUUGGUGGCUUUCCCUCGGAACUGGAAAAUAAUUGCGAACUCUUGGAACAUGUUGAUACAGACGAUUCAUGGUUAAAUAUAUUUAACAAUAUCAGGAGAUCUUUGGAAGACGCCAUCAGUCGUGCAUCAUAUUCUGAAAAAUGUGCCUCUCAAGUGGAAUUUCUUCAAAGCUGUCUAGAUCGCGCCAAGACCAUUACUUCUACAAAAGAACAAAUGCAGUACGUCCUUGAAUUUAUUGAAUACCAAGAAAUGCACGCCAAAAGGGAACCAACACGUACUCACACUAAUUUGGGGAAAAAUAUGAUUCAUUUAUUUAAGAGAACCCUAGAUAAACUCACACACUUAAGCAGGAAACUUAUAAAUGUUUCCGAAAAACUGGAUGAUAGAUUUAGCAAAACAGUUUCUAGAAGUAGACAAUAUCUUUUUGGACAUGAAACAUAAAGUUUUUAAAUGAGA
Drosophila elegans is the source of this 1452-nucleotide messenger RNA. RefSeq lists its product as uncharacterized. The record is from RefSeq and is a predicted model, not a curated record. The coding region runs from base 952 to 1437 and encodes 161 amino acids. NCBI's taxonomy places the organism in Eukaryota, Metazoa, Arthropoda, Insecta, Diptera, Drosophilidae. The transcript is spliced from 3 exons.